AUGGCCUGGGACUCCUUGUGCAGCAGGGACUUACGACGCCCCAAGAUAAGAAGUGCCUCAAGCUGGACAUCUGGGAGUCAGAGCAGUGCUGGGACACCAUCCCUGGAGGAGCUGCGACGCCUGCUCUGCAUACGUACACACCCCACAGGGCACGUGGAUGAAGUCUGGCCAAACCUUUAUGUGGGAGACCUGUACAUUGCUCGUGACAAAGAGCAGCUGAGCCGAAUGGGCAUCUCCCACGUUGUGAACGCUGCUGCAGGGCGAUUUCGCAUUGACACUGGACCCAAGUUUUAUCAUGACUUGCCUGUGGAUUACUAUGGAAUAGAAGCAGAGGACAACCCAAGCUUUGAUCUCAGCAUUUACUUCUACCCAGUUGCCGAGUACAUCAGAGCAGCACUGAAUUCCCCAAGAGGCAAAGUACUGGUUCACUGUGCCAUGGGGAUCAGUCGAUCUGCAACUCUUGUCCUUGCUUUCCUAAUGAUCUGCGAAGGUAUGUCCCUCACCAAUGCAAUUCAGACUGUGCGCUCACACAGAGGGAUCUGCCCCAACUCUGGCUUCCUCAAGCAGCUUCAGGAGUUGGACCUCCGGUUAGGAAGAAGGACAGGCAGAGGAGCAGAGGCCUGCUAG
Messenger RNA from Acanthisitta chloris (rifleman), 627 nucleotides. Its product is annotated as dual specificity protein phosphatase 13 isoform B-like. The transcript is spliced from 3 exons. Gene Ontology annotation, molecular function: MAP kinase phosphatase activity; protein tyrosine/serine/threonine phosphatase activity. NCBI's taxonomy places the organism in Eukaryota, Metazoa, Chordata, Aves, Passeriformes, Acanthisittidae. The record is from RefSeq and is a predicted model, not a curated record. Gene Ontology annotation, cellular component: cytoplasm. The coding region runs from base 1 to 627 and encodes 208 amino acids. Gene Ontology annotation, biological process: negative regulation of MAPK cascade; protein dephosphorylation.